AUUUACAGUUGAAUGUGGUUUUAAUUUAUAUUUAUUGGAACAGAAUAUUUGAAGAUUACGCCUCGAAGCGUGCGAUAGAAUUCAUAACACACAUUUCGUCGCUGAGAAAUAUCCUAACGACGAAACACAAGUCACAAUAGGUCUGUCAUAACCGGUGAACUACAACAUUUGUUGGGAUCUUGACCCCGUAAAUGGUUCGAGGAGGGAAGAAAGUCUCGCUGGCGUACCAUCAAUACUUUGUAAGUGGUUAGUGUGAGAGAAAGAGAGCGGUCCCGAAUAAACAACUCAGUACCGGGUUUUAUUAAAACACUUGGAAGACUUGACGCAUUCCAUUUACCCGAGUUCGGCCACCAAACAUGAGUACCAAGGCCAUACCCAGCUCUUACACUAUUGAUGGACUGUUGGGACUCAACCGAGACGAUGAACACAAACAGAGUACAAAACUGGAUCGUGUUUUCGACGAAGCAGCAGACCGUAAGUUAGGUCAGAGCACAGAAGAGAGAAAACAAGAGAACGACGCGGAAGCAAAUUCAGCGGAUAAUGUUGAAAGUGAAGAUGAACUUAAAGUGAAAAGCGAUGAUGAAGGAGAUCAAGAGAGUAAGUGUUCACCAGGAAAACUUAGGAAACAGCGUCGAUACCGUACAACCUUCACAAGCUAUCAGCUAGAAGAGUUAGAAAGGGCUUUCUCCAAGACUCAUUAUCCAGAUGUGUUCACAAGAGAGGCACUGGCCAUGAAAAUUGAUUUAACUGAAGCGCGUGUUCAGGUUUGGUUUCAGAACCGACGAGCGAAAUGGCGUAAACGUGAGAAGGCUCAAGGUGUCCGCCUCCAUGCUCCACUUGGACUAGGUAACACUUUAGUUCCUCCUCCACUGUCAGCUUACACCUCAGAAUUGACGGCUGCUAGCAGAAACCACGAUCAAGAAUGGGAUUGUGGUUUCUCUGCCGCGAAUCCUCCUCGCCCGCCGCCUUCUUUUCCGGCCCUGCGUCUUCCAUUACAUGCCACGGUUUGCCCACAGUCAAGUAGUAUGGCCCACUUUUAUUCACCUUAUUACGCCCACCACUCCGAGUACUUUUCGGCGGCGGCCAUACUUAGCGGCGGCAAUGGUAGCAGCUCACUUUUAGCGUCAACCUCAGUGCCCUAUAAGGCACCAGUGUUUAAAAUCUCUCCCGUUGUGUCUUGUGGUUCUUCUCCUCGAAGCAUUUCACCUGUAGAGCCCGACAGAAGAACAACCAGUAUCGCGGCGCUAAGACUGAAAGCACGAGAACACGCCGCUUCCUUGGGCUGUGUCUUCAGUGGCUCUUCCACUGAUUGAAUUGUGUUUGAUCAUAUUUCACACGUGCUGCGUUCGUCUGAGUAACUUUUAUUUAGAAUCAUGAUCGACGCUACUUGUGAACUUGCUCUUUCAGCAUCAAUUUUUAAUUAGUUUCUUAAAGGAUCCCCCCUUUAGUCGUUCUACUAUUGUAAGAUAUAUAUGGACAGAAAAAAGACGGUUUGGUAGAGAUUUGUACGUUGUCUUGAACUGUUCGCGAAUUCUGUCGAAUGUCCUGGACCUUAAGAGUGUUAAUUUGUUUAGGGUGCGACUCACUGCGAAACAACCACCCGGACAAUGAUUUAAUAAACGUCUUUGUUUGCGCUA
This is a messenger RNA of Stylophora pistillata, 1637 nucleotides long. Its product is annotated as aristaless-related homeobox protein A. NCBI's taxonomy places the organism in Eukaryota, Metazoa, Cnidaria, Anthozoa, Scleractinia, Pocilloporidae. Gene Ontology annotation, molecular function: DNA-binding transcription factor activity, RNA polymerase II-specific; RNA polymerase II transcription regulatory region sequence-specific DNA binding. The record is from RefSeq and is a predicted model, not a curated record. Gene Ontology annotation, biological process: regulation of transcription by RNA polymerase II.